CCCCCGUCCUAUCCCACACCAACACCAACACUGACUGACCACUGCUGCUGAUUACAACAAGUCUGUUGUACACCAUGGCCGCGGACCUGGACCUGGGCCCUGGCCUGGACCUGGGCCCUGGCCUGGACCUCGGUGCGAUCAGGGAGGCAUACGAGCGCGAUGGCUACGUCAUCGUCGACGGCGUCAUUGCGCCCCAGGACCUUGGCCGGCUGCGCGCGGCGGCCGACUCGGUCACGCGCCUCACGCGGGCAGGGCACUGGCCGCACCGGCGCAUCGUCGGCAAGCAGUUCCCGCCGUUUGACACGGCCGCGAGCGCCGACUCGUGGGGUGUCCAGCACCUGCUCCACCCGGACCUGGCGCACCAUGCCGACUUUGUCGCGUUUUAUGCCUCGUCGCCCCUCGUCGAUGUGUGCGCGGCGCUGCUGGGCGUCGACGAGGCGCGCAUGCAGCUCGAGCUCUUCAACCUCCUCAUCGAGCCGGCGGCCCAUGCGUUUGCGCUGGGAUGGCACCGCGACGACAUCCGUGCCGACGUGCCGGCCGACGAGGAGCAGCAGCGCCUCGCGGCGCCCCUCUACGGCGUGCAGUGGAACGCCGCCCUGUGGGACGACGACUGCCUCUUCAUCGUGCCCGGCACGCACCGGCGGCUGCGGACCGAGGAGGAGAAGCGCGCAAACGAGCGCAAGCCCCCGGACGCCGUCCCCGUCGACACGGCCGCGCCGCCGUCGGAGGAGCGCGGGCCGAUCGAUGGCGCAUGGGACGUCGACCCGCCCAGCACGAAGCGCGUCUAUCUGAAGGCGGGACAGACGGCAUUCUACUCGCAGCGAAUCCUCCAUCGGGCCUCGUACGUGGCGUCCAAGAAGCGCGCCACGCUGCACGGCUGCUACGGCGGCAUCCCCGAGCCCACGCCCACGGCGUCGGACGCAGAGCAAGAGGCGCAGCAGACCGCCGUCAGCGAGCGCGCACGCAUGGUGCUCCAGCACGGCGUCGAGUGGAUGAGGCAGGCGCAGUUCGGCCACGACCUGCCCGACCGGCUGCAGCCCAUGUGGCGCAACCUGCUCGAGAUGGACAAGGCACACUCGACAAAGGAGCUCGGCUACAGCCUCGACGGCUGAUCUCCCUUACAUUUGAUGUCAUUUGUGAUUUUGGCCAUUGGUGACAUCCCAUUGGUGAAUUUGGCCAUUGAUGAAUCUGGCCACUGAUGAUCUGGUCCACUAGUAACUGUGAUCAUUGAUGACUUUGGCCAUCGAUGAUCUUGGCCAUUGGCAACUCUGGCCUGCCGUGGGCCCCACGCCGGCAAUUUUUAGAGCUUGA
Molecule: messenger RNA, 1311 nt
Organism: Acaromyces ingoldii
Lineage: Eukaryota; Fungi; Basidiomycota; Exobasidiomycetes; Exobasidiales; Cryptobasidiaceae
Exons: 4
Coding region: 75-1112 (345 amino acids)
Source: RefSeq, a predicted model, not a curated record